Molecule: messenger RNA, 2787 nt
Organism: Wasmannia auropunctata (little fire ant)
Lineage: Eukaryota; Metazoa; Arthropoda; Insecta; Hymenoptera; Formicidae
Exons: 1
Coding region: 1-2787 (928 amino acids)
Biological process (GO): DNA integration
Molecular function (GO): nucleic acid binding
Source: RefSeq, a predicted model, not a curated record
AUGUAUCGCCAGGUGCUGGUGCAUGAGGAUGAUCGGGACCUGCAACGCAUAGUGUGGCGGAGGAGCGCAGUCGAACCGAUCCGCGAAUAUCGCCUCAACACGGUGACCUACGGUCUUACAUGUGCUCCGUAUCUGGCCAUCAGGACGCUCCGACAGCUCGCCAACGACGAGAAGGACCGCCAUCCUGUGGCCGCUGCGGUGCUCCUGCGGAACAUCUACGUAGAUGACAUCCUCACGGGGGCCGACACGGUGACCGAGGGUCGAUGCUUGCGUGACGAGCUGACACAGCUAUGCACGGCGGGCGGCUUUCCAUUGCGGAAGUGGUCCUCGAACGAGGACGAUUUGCUGAAGGACAUCCCGAUGGAGCAUCGACAGAGUGGCCUGCUGGAGUGGGAAGCUGACGCAGGUCACUCUAUGUUGGGCCUGCAAUGGCAUCCGCGCAAGGACACGUUCGCCUAUCGAGUGCAGCCUUGUGACCGCAAGGAGCGCGUGACGAAGCGCUCCGUGCUAUCAGACACGGCUCGUCUUUACGACCCUCUCGGAUGGCUGGCGCCGGUCGUUGUGCAAGCCAAGAUGACCAUGCAAACCUUGUGGCAGCAGAGGAUCGAGUGGGACCAACCCGUGUCCGCGGAGGACGAUCUCGCUUGGCGGCGCUUCCGGGGAGAGCUCCCACUGUUGGAGAAGGUGCGAGUGCCGCGCUGGCUCGGCAUCGGAAGAGCCCAUCAGAGCGCGGAGCUCCACGGAUUCGCGGAUGCCUCGGAGCGGGCAUACGCGGCUGUCCUUUACCUGCGAGUCGUCGAUGAUCGGGGCGAGAGUCGAGUCUCGCUGCUGCAGGCAAAAACGCGGGUGUCGCCUCUCCGACAGGUAUCACUCCCCCGCUUAGAGCUGAGCGCUGCGGCACUCCUGGUGCGGCUGAUUGAGCGAAUGCAGGACUCCCUGGAUGUCCCGGUGACGGGUGUCCACCUGUGGUCCGAUUCCACAGUGACGUUGGCCUGGAUUCGCGGACACCCCUCAAGAUGGACGACGUACGUCGCCAACCGGGUCGCUGAGAUACAACGAGCGCUGCCUGAUGCGCUCUGGCAUCAUGUAUCCGGCGAGGAGAACCCGGCCGACUGCGCGUCCCGGGGCCUACUUCCGAGUGAACUCCUGCAACACCCCUUGUGGUGGGAGGGACCGGGAUGGCUCAAAACCGGCAACUUCCAGUGGACCAACACCCCGGAAGCAAUCCAUGACGAGGAUCUACCAGAGCGGCGCGCGCGAGUGCACGCCGUCACCACUCCCGAGGACCCGGACCUACUGCUCCGUUUUUCGGAACUCCGCCGACUUCUGAGAGUCACCGCCUGGUGCCGCCGGUGGUUACGCAAGCAGCGCAACUCCGCAACCUGUGCUGUUUCAGAUGCCCUGGCACCCGGGGAACUUGACGAGGCCGAGCGGGCAUGGAUCGUCGCAGUGCAGACUGCAUGGUUCACGCCUGAACUGAGGGCAAUCGAGCGAGGCGAGUUACCGUCCAAGCACAGCAGGCUCAGUCGACUGAACCCAUUCCUGGACAGUCAUGGGCUGCUCAGAGUCGGAGGGCGACUGAAACAUGCCGUCUUGAGCCCUGACGAGAAGCACCCCAUCAUCCUCCCUCGGGAAUCGCGUCUAACCACGCUAGUGGUGGAUGCAUGCCAUCGGCGAACGCUGCAUGGCGGGGUGCAGCUCACGCUCGGAACAUUGCGCCAGCGGUUUUGGGUUCCAGGAGGUCGAAUGGCAGUGCGACAACUUAUCCAUCGCUGCCUCCCAUGCGUGCGAUGGCGGGCGGCAUCCCCGCGCCCUCGGAUGGGCGACCUGCCACCACCUCGCGUCAAGGUAUCCCGCGCCUUCACUCACACAGGAGUAGAUUACGCGGGUCCCGUCUGGCUGCGAACUUCGAAGGGUCGCGGACAAAAGGCCUACAAAGGAUUUCUAGCGAUCUUCGUGUGCCUCAGCACACGAGCGGUACACAUCGAGGUCGCGUCGGACUACUCCACCGAGGCGUUUCUGGCGGCGUUCCGGCGAUUCGUGUCCAGACGCGGGCUGUGCAGCGUUAUGUACAGUGACAGGGGCACCAAUUUUGUGGGCGCUGACGCGCAACUUCGAGGCUUCUUCCGCGACGCGGCCCGAGAGCGCGCCAUUGCUGAUGCGAUCGGAGCCGAGGGCGUGCAGUGGCGGUUCAACCCGCCAGCGGCGCCGCAUUUCGGCGGCAUCUGGGAGGCGGCAGUCAAGGCCACGAAGCACCACCUUCGGAGGGUCAUCGGGGACAGCACCCUCACCUUCGAGGAACUAUCGACUUUCCUCGCACAGGUUGAGGCCUGUCUCAAUUCACGCCCCUUGCUUGCGCUUUCAGACGACCCUGAGGAUCUCGCGGCGCUCACGCCUGGCCACUUCCUUGUGGGCACUGCACUCAACGCCAUCCCAGAGCCAUCGCUCGCAGCGGAGUCAACGAAUCGCCUGUCCCGGUGGCAACUCCUCCAGCAGAUGAGAGACCAUUUCUGGCACAGAUGGUCGCGCGAGUACCUCCAGGCACUCAACGUCCGGUCGAAAUGGUGGAAAACGGAGGCCAACCUGCAAGUCGGAGAUUUGUGCCUCGUUCGCGGGGAACAAGUUCCCCCCACUAAGUGGCCUUUGGCCAGAAUCGUGGACGUCCAUCCAGGACAAGACGGCCAGGUGCGGGUGGUCACCGUGCGAACGGCCACCACCACGCUCGUGAGACCGGCAUGCAAGAUUGUGCCGCUGCUGCCAAGUGACGCCACCCAUGGAUUAAAAUGA